Molecule: messenger RNA, 612 nt
Organism: Eimeria acervulina
Lineage: Eukaryota; Apicomplexa; Conoidasida; Eucoccidiorida; Eimeriidae
Product: 60S ribosomal protein L13a, putative
Exons: 5
Coding region: 1-612 (203 amino acids)
Biological process (GO): negative regulation of translation; translation
Cellular component (GO): cytosolic large ribosomal subunit; ribosome
Molecular function (GO): mRNA binding; structural constituent of ribosome
Source: RefSeq, a predicted model, not a curated record
AUGGCGUUCAAAAAGGUGGUUGUUAUAAACUGCCAGGGGCAUCUCUUAGGCCGUCUUGCAUCGACUGUUGCGAAGGAGAUUCUGAAUGGGCAGCACGUGGUGUGCGUGAAAUGUGAAAAUAUAAAUAUUUCAGGAUCUCUUCACCGCAAUAAACUCAAAUACCAGGCCUUCCUCAGGCUACGCAUGAACUCCAACCCUCGUAGGGGCCCCUACCAUAUGAGAGCCCCCUCACGCAUCUUCUGGAGGGCAGUGCGCGGUAUGAUCCGUCAUAAGACAAUCCGAGGCAAGAAGGCUUUGUCCCGUCUUGAGGUCUAUGAAGGAGUACCCGUCAAGUACGAAAGGAAGAAGAAAGUCGUCGUGCCUCAGGCACUGCGUGUAAUGCGGCUGAGACCUGGGCGCGACUUCUGCCGCCUGGGAGAGUUGAGCGAAAUGGUCGGCUGGUCUAAGGGCAGCUUGAUCUCGCGUCUUGAAGAGAAGAGAAAAGCUCGUUCAGAAAAGUUUUUCCAGAGGAAACAGACUGAGGCAAAGGCGAAAGCAGCGGCAAUGAAAGAAGUAACAAAAUCAAUGCCGAAGGAGUCUGUGCAGCUGCUGCAGGAGUGCGGCUAUGCAUAA